CUUGAGUUUGUUUGGACUUGACAGCGCUUUAGUUCAUGGCGAGAAAUGGUACUCUUUGUUAAGUAAAGUGGUGAGGAAUCUCGCUCCUUAUCCAGAUUCAUUCAAUCAAAUGGUCUUUACCGCCACGUCUGCUGGGAUCUGUUACUGAAGUUGCAGUACAGGGUGGCAGUUGGCCCAAGGCGACUACUUAUUUCGCUAGCUUGUUAGCUAACAACGGCUGCAGUUUGCGAGGAUGUCACUUCACGGCAAAAGAAAAGAAAUCUACAAAUACGACGCACCGUGGACGGUGUACGCGAUGAACUGGAGCGUCCGGCCGGACAAACGCUUUCGGCUGGCACUUGGCAGCUUCAUGGAGGAAUACAACAACAAGGUCCAGGUGGUGGGUCUGGAAGAAGAGAGCUCAGAGUUCGUCUGCAGGAACACGUUUGACCACCCGUACCCCACCACCAAGAUCAUGUGGAUCCCGGACACUAAAGGGGUGUACCCGGACCUGCUAGCCACCAGCGGGGACUACCUGCGCAUUUGGAGGGUCAGCGACACAGAAACACGUCUUGAAUGUUUGCUCAACAACAACAAGAACUCUGACUUCUGUGCUCCCCUCACGUCUUUUGACUGGAAUGAAGUUGAUCCAAAUCUGCUUGGUACUUCAAGCAUUGACACCACCUGCACUAUCUGGGGUUUGGAGACGGGCCAGGUGUUGGGACGAGUGAACCUGGUCUCUGGGCAUGUGAAGACCCAGCUGAUUGCUCAUGACAAAGAGGUGUAUGACAUCGCGUUCAGCCGUGCAGGAGGUGGCAGAGAUAUGUUUGCCUCCGUGGGGGCCGAUGGAUCCGUCCGCAUGUUUGACCUCCGGCACCUGGAGCACAGUACCAUUAUCUAUGAAGACCCCCAGCACCACCCACUGCUUCGCCUUUGCUGGAACAAGCAAGACCCCAACUACUUAGCUACAAUGGCCAUGGACGGCAUGGAGGUUGUCAUCCUGGAUGUACGUGUGCCUUGCACUCCGGUCGCUCGGCUAAACAACCACCGCGCUUGUGUCAACGGGAUCGCCUGGGCCCCCCACUCGUCAUGUCACAUCUGCACUGCAGCCGACGACCACCAGGCUCUGAUCUGGGACAUUCAGCAGAUGCCGCGAGCCAUUGAGGAUCCCAUCCUGGCCUACACUGCUGAAGGGGAGAUCAACAACGUGCAGUGGGCGUCCACGCAGCCGGACUGGAUCGCCAUAUGCUACAACAACUGCUUGGAGAUCCUGCGUGUCUGAAACCAUGAACACUUAAACGAAGAAGAGAAGCUCCUUGAAUUAGAUUUGGACUUAAUUUUUAGUAUUGUCCUGCUGCUUUUAAGACAAGGAUGACGUCACGAGUGAACUUUUUGAACGUGUUUGGAGUAUUGCACACCUACCCCACAAUAACCUGGUUUUCAUUUUGCCCCGCGUCUUUACUCCAUCGUUCUUCUCUUAAACAUUUAAACUCUUAUUUAUUUUGCUCACACGGUAGUGUUCAGAAGCUUUGAAAUCUAAGCUACUGUCUAUGAAAAUCUAAUUUUUAUACUUCUUGGUGUUGGGCAGUUGUGAGACUAUCAUGAAGGGUUUACAUGUUGUGUGCUUCACCUUUUGAGUUGUAAAUGCUGAUGCAGACUGCUGGAGGCGGCAGAAGAUGACCACUCAAGAAAUGUGUGAGAGCCUUAUUGUGGACUACUAUAUUAUUUAUAAUUCAAAGGCCAAAUAUACCAUCGCUCUGUUUGCCCCUGCAAACAUUUUCAAACGGGCAUUUCUCCUUUAUUCUCCCACCAAAUGACCGAAGCUUGAACUUAACUGGCUUAUUAAACUUGUAUAAAUUGUCAGCUGACCAGAGAGGGAUUUGUACUGUCACUUUAGUGGUGCUUGCCAUCAUAUGGCAUGUUGAUAUUGUCAAGCAGCCUUUAAUUAAUCAGAACCUACCAGAUCAAUGUGAUUCAGCCCCUCUGAACUCCCGACUUCAUUUCUUUAUUUUUUGAAGGUUAUAUUUGACAACUGCAUUUUCUUUUGAGUUUGAAGCUUUGACAAUGGGAGAAAUAACAUCCUGACCGAGUCUGCCUGUCUUUUUGUGGUUUCCAAUAAUUAAAAGGUUGUGUCCUUGUAGCAUGCCUUUACAAGGCAAAAAUGUAUAUACAUAUAAAUUUAUCAACUAGAGAUGUUGGUAAGACCAGUGUUCUUGGUGAAGCUUUUCAUAAAGUUUAUUAUUGAAUUUGCUCAAAUAAAUUGUAUACCUCCUUGUUCUAGAAA
Pungitius pungitius (ninespine stickleback) is the source of this 2263-nucleotide messenger RNA. It is a transcript of the gene dcaf7, whose product is annotated as ddb1 and cul4 associated factor 7. The record is from RefSeq and is a predicted model, not a curated record. Gene Ontology annotation, molecular function: protein binding. The coding region runs from base 233 to 1261 and encodes 342 amino acids. Gene Ontology annotation, cellular component: nucleus. The transcript has 7 exons. Lineage: Eukaryota; Metazoa; Chordata; Actinopteri; Perciformes; Gasterosteidae.